AUGACAGCCAUCAGUUUACUCCUCGUGAAGGAAGAGGCGAGAGAUCCUGGUGUCCUUGAGUGAUCACGUUCCAGCCCCUCGGAUUCACAACCUGAAAAGAUGCAGCUCUCACCAGAGUUCAGUGGUCAGCUCGUGAAAGUGAAAUCGGAACCACCCGAUUUUGCCUGCCUGCCAGAAGAGGGCCAGGUACAGCUACAGCAGUGCAACGAGCCUUCACCAGGAGGUGAUGCUGAUGGAGUGACAGCUGGGAGGCACAUCAAAGAAGAACCUAAAGAGAAGCCUCCAAAUGAACACCCAAUCGUAGAAGUCAAGACAGAGCCUUACAAUGUUGCAGUCUUGACAGAACAGGACCAGAUGGGACAUAGCUGUGAUUCAACAUGGGAAGACGCAAGAGAGAAGACUGAUACGCUCCAUAUUAAGGACAAGCCCAAAGGCACUUGUGAUCAAGAAUACUCUUGUUGCGCUUCUUCAAGUGCACAGUUCAAGAUCUGCACAACAACAGUUGAACUGCAGCCAGACGGCACUGCACAAUUCACUACGAAUGACCAACCCGCUGAGCGACAUCGAGACCAGAGCAAGCCACGUGCACCUGCAUGCAUGUCCAAAGCCAUCCUCGAAUGCCACAUGUUUGCAGACUGUCACAAAGAGUCUGAAAAGUGUUCCACUACUCCUCCAACGGAUAUACAGAUGGGAGACAAGGGUUCUGUCUGCCGUGCGGAGUUCAGUCAGGGCGGGCACCAACGGCAGCACAAGCGAGCACACACUGGCGAGAAGCCAUACAAGUGCAAUGUCUGCCCUGCGGAGUUCAGUCAGAGCUGGCACCUACGGCGGCACAAGCGAGCACACACGGGAGAGAAGCCAUACAAGUGCGAUGUCUGCCCUGCGGAGUUCAGUCAGGGCGGGCACCUACGGCAGCACAAGCGAGCACACACGGGCGAGAAACCAUACAAGUGCGAUGUCUGCCCUGCGGCGUUCAGUCAUGGCGCGACCCUACGGCAGCACAAGCGAGCGCACACGGGAGAGAAGCCAUACAAGUGCGAUGUCUGCCCUGCGGAGUUCAGUCAGGGCUGGAACCUACGACAGCACAAGCGAGCACACACGGGAGAGAAGCCAUACAAGUGCGAUGUCUGCCCUGCGGAGUUCAGUCAUAGCGGGAACCUACGGCGGCACAAGCGAGCACACACGGGAGAGAAGCCAUACAAGUGCGAUGUCUGCCCUGCGGAGUUCAGUCAGGACGGGCACCUACGGCAGCACAAGCGAGCACACACGGGCGAGAAACCAUACAAGUGCGAUGUCUGCCCUGCGGAGUUCAGUCAGAGCGGGAACCUACGGCAGCACAAGCGAGCACACACGGGCGAGAAACCAUACAAGUGCGAUGUCUGCCCUGCGGAGUUCAGUCAGGGCGGGAACCUACGGCAGCACAAGCGAGCACACACGGGAGAGAAGCCAUACAAGUGCGAUGUCUGCCCUGCGGAGUUUAGUCAGGGCGGGAACCUACGGCAGCACAAGCGAGCACACACGGGAGAGAAGCAAUACAAGUGCGAUGUCUGCCCUGCGGAGUUCAGUCAUGGCGGGCCCCUACAGCAGCACAAGCGGACACACAAGGGGGAGAAGCCAUACAAGUGUGACGUUUGCCAUGCAAAGUUUAGCUACAACGGGAAUCUACAGCAGCACAAGCGGACACACACGGGCGAGAAGCCAUACAAGUGUGAUGUCUGCCACGCAAAGUUUAGCUACAACGGGAAUCUACAGCAGCACAAGCGGACACACACGGGCGAGAAGCCAUACAAGUGUGAUGUCUGCCAUGCAGAGUUCAGUCAGGGCGGGAACCUACGGCAGCACAUGUGGAUACACACGGGCGAGAAGCCAUACAAGUGCCAUCUCUGCCACGCAGAGUUCAGACACAGCGGAACCUUGUCACGUCACAAGCGAACACACACGGGUGAGCAGCCAUAAAAUUGCAACCUCUGUACUGCAGUGUUCAUCCACAACCCAAACUUGCGGUUUGAAACAUAUGUGCAGUCUCUGUCGUGUAGAGUAUCGCAAGCAGACAGCCUGGUGUGAGAAACCAUAAAGAAGCCCUCUGUUCUGCAAACCUGAGGGACAGCACAAACCUGCAGUGAAAGAAGACCUACAUGGGUGUGAAGCCAUACAAGUGCAACCUAUGUGCUGCAGAGCUGGAACGCACAAAGUUAGAGAAGCCGCUGCUAGAGCUAGUUCAGCCAGAGCAUGAACCUGUGACCUAACAUGCAGCCACGACACACUUGGGGUAGUGACCAUACAAGUGCUUAGAGGCCGCGUACACGUUAAAGUGCAACAGUCCUGGGCUGUCGCAUGUCCUUGAUGCAGACAUCUGAAGGAGCACAUGCUAAUGCACAGAUA
Ornithodoros turicata is the source of this 2382-nucleotide messenger RNA. RefSeq names its product zinc finger protein 678-like. The transcript is spliced from 3 exons. Lineage: Eukaryota; Metazoa; Arthropoda; Arachnida; Ixodida; Argasidae. Gene Ontology annotation, cellular component: nucleus. The coding region runs from base 100 to 1956 and encodes 618 amino acids. Gene Ontology annotation, biological process: regulation of transcription by RNA polymerase II. The record is from RefSeq and is a predicted model, not a curated record. Gene Ontology annotation, molecular function: DNA-binding transcription factor activity, RNA polymerase II-specific.